Messenger RNA from Laccaria bicolor S238N-H82, 1260 nucleotides. RefSeq lists its product as uncharacterized. The transcript has a single exon. The coding region runs from base 1 to 1260 and encodes 419 amino acids. The record is from RefSeq and is a predicted model, not a curated record. Lineage: Eukaryota; Fungi; Basidiomycota; Agaricomycetes; Agaricales; Hydnangiaceae.
AUGGCCCCCUUGAUCCUGCCACCAGAAAUCUGCUCACUAAUCUGCACCUCUCCCCUGCUAUCCCACUCUGACCUCCUCGCCCUCUGCCAUGUCUCCCGGUCCUUCCGCGCCGAGGCCGAACGAAUCUUGUACACCUCCAUCAACCUCCCAACCCCCUCCCGACGCGCUCUCAACUCAUGGUGCACCUCCCUCGUCCGCCGCCCACAUCUCGGCGCCCGCAUCCACUCCCUUUCCCUCACCAUGCCCUCCCAAACAAGCCUCCAAGCAGACGACCUCACCCGCCUCACCCACGCCCUCCACCUCUGCAUCAACCUCCGCGACUUGACCAUAUUAGACGGUGAACCCCCGUUUCUCGGAAACGCAGUCCAUGCAUGGGUCCUCGAGGGCCACACAUUCGCCCUCCAAAAAUUCACAAACACCUAUUUCACCACAACUAUGCUCCGAGAUUUCCUGGAGGGCCAAAAGAGUCUGACCACCCUCUCUCACCGUCCCUCAUCCUCAACGCACCUCGUUCUCGGGACGAGGUUUCCACGCAGAGAGACCUUACCGAACCUCACCACCCUAAACACCAGCGCAGCCAUCAUAAGAGAACUAGCGAAGGUGGCUUCGGAGCCCUGGAAAAGCAUCAAACGACUGCAAUACUUUUUAGAAAACCCAAAGGAAGAAGACGAACUAGCGACGUUCGUAGCUCUGACCAGCUUUGGGCCCUUGGAAAGCCUAAGCAUCGAACGAUGGCAGGAGAAGACCCAGGUGGGGAUGGACGUAGCGAUCAUCGCUGCGUGCGCAGCUGCCCAAAUGCCUACCCUCAAAUACCUCAGGAUCAUGGAUUAUACAUGCCUAGUACGUCUUUUUAUCCCCUCCUCAAAACUUCUUAUUAACAAAAGUCACCUCCAGCAAACCGGCUACCAAGUCUCCUUCCUCCCCUUCCCAAUGCGUUUCACCCGCCUCCGAACCCUAGUCAUAAAACCUGCCACUGUCGUGAACCCCCUCUCAGACGCCUCCUCCCCAACAAGCGCUUACCCCGAUCUACUCCAACACGUUAGGCGCUUAGAAGUGGCUGAACGGAUUAUGAAUAACUUGCCAACGCUGGAAUUACUGAUUUUGAUACUUCCGGAGAAGAACUAUCGGUUCACGCGUGAUGAGGGAGCGGUUUGGUUGGUGCAGAACUUGAUUGAGGUGGAGGUGGAUGAUGAUGCGUGGAUGAAGGUUCGGUUGACGGAUGACUUGGAGUUGAAAAAGGAUGGAGACGACUUGGGCUGA